ACUCGUCAGAAAUCUGAGGAUUCUUCACUUCCUCUUCUCCCAUCCUUGCGAGAUCUGCCCGUCAUGGCUCCGGUACUCCAGAAGUACAGCUGGAUUCUUGCAAUCACCUCCAUCGCCUUCGUCUUCUCCUCCGCUUCCAAUGGCGCCAACGAUGUCGCAAACUCGUACGCCACCUCCGUCGCGGCCCAGACGUUGAAGAUGUGGCAAGCUGGCAUCCUUGCCUGCUUCACAGAGUUCAUCGGUGCUGUCGCUCUAGGGUCAAAAGUCACUAGCACUAUCAAGAGCGGUGUCUUUGGCUUGACCAAGUUCCAACCUGCACCUCCGACAUUUAUGCUCGUAAUGGGAUGUGCCGAGGUCGGCAGUGCCGUCUUUCUCACCAUCGCUACCAUUUACGGUAUGCCCGUGAGCACUACCCAGACGGUCGUCGGUGCGCUCGCUGGUGCAGGUAUCGCAGCCCAAACACCUCUCAAGUGGGCAUGGAGCAGUGGCAGUCUUUCUCAGAUUGCUGCCUCUUGGGCUAUCGCACCGCUUCUAUCCGCCGGUAUCUCCGCCGUCCUCUUCCUCACCGUCAAGUAUCUUGUAUUGGAGAGGAAAGAUCCCUUGAAGUGGGGUCUCCGUUUGGUUCCUUGGUAUUUCGCUUUCACUGCCGGCACUCUCGUUCUGUUCAUCCUCUCUGAAUUACCAAAUGGCGAAUCAUUUGAGGAAAUGGGCGCGGGUAUGGUCACUGGUAUCAUUCUAGGGUCUGCCGCUGGAGUUCUGGUCAUUGGCUACCUCUUCUUCGUUCCCUACUUCCAUCGCCGUCUUGUCAAGGGCGACCCUCGGAUGCGACCUUGGCACAUUCCGCUUGGUGUUCUACUGUACCGAGAAAACCCUCCCGUCUAUUACCCCGGCAAGGGCGACCAGAUUGUGACCGACUACUAUGCGAAGUCUUCGGUUGAAGAUACACCCAAAGACCUCGAGAAGUCUCCCGCAAAAGAGGAUGCCAAACCAGAGGGCCACAGCGACGGUACCUCUUCUGCCGUCGACACAAACAAUGACUCCGUGGAGCGAGCCCCGACUGGUCUUUCGGUACCUGUCAUCAACUCAAAGAGAGACAGCCACUCUCGACCUAUGUCGCGAAAGCCCGAGCCGAGAGAGCGCUGGUUGACUCCCGUCAGCCAUCUACCUUUCUACUCCCCCAAGAAGCUAGUCAACUGGGGAAAGUACAUUCUCCUUCAGGGUGUUUGCCGCGAUGUUGUCACACAAAAGAACCUCGGAGCUGUCCACGCACGCGCAACCGUGUAUGACAAUCGCGUCGAGCAUCUCUGGACCUACCUUCAAAUCGCAUCCGCCAUGAUGAUGUCCAUCGCUCACGGUUCCAACGAUGUUGCGAACGCCGUCGGCCCCUGGGUUGCCAGUUACAACACAUACGUCACCGGCGAAGUCACCGCCAAAGCCGACACCCCCAUCUGGAUCCUCGUCAUCGCCGGUCUCCUCCUCGGUCUCGGCUUCUGGGUCUACGGCUUCAACGUCAUGCGCUCCCUGGGCAACAAGAUCACCCAAGUCUCUCCUACCCGCGGUUUCGCCAUGGAACUCGGCGCCGCCAUCACCGUCCUCCUCGCCAGCCAUCUCGGGCUCCCCGUCAGCACCACCCAGUGUCUCACCGGCGCCACCAUCGGUGUCGCAUUGUGCAACUGGGAUAUCCGCGCCGUCAACUGGAAGCAAAUCGCUUUCAUCUUCUCGUCGUGGAUCAUCACCUUGCCUAGCGCUGGGUUGAUUUCGGGCUUGCUCAUGGGUAUGGCGUUGAACACGCCGCACUUCUAG
This is a messenger RNA of Periconia digitata, 1803 nucleotides long. The record is from the annotation of a GenBank genome assembly. Lineage: Eukaryota; Fungi; Ascomycota; Dothideomycetes; Pleosporales; Periconiaceae.